AUGGUUUACUACGGCGCCGCCUCGCGUGCCAACAAUGGACGUGCCGGCAACGCAGCAACGGCCGGCGAUGACUCUGACGAUGAAAUGUCCAACUCCGCGACCACGGGGUACGCGACGUGGGCGGCCAAUCAAGGAGAAGACGAGGACGUUGGCGAGGCGUCAGAAGGUGCCCCAACCGAACUCGUCGAUGAGGACGCGGAGGCGGCGCGAGCGAUGCAGCGCCCAGUCACGGAGCUGAGCCAUGCUGCACCAGUGACUCCCGCCGUCACCCCGCCAGGCGGACGUGGCCCCACCGUGGCCGCGACUGGGGGCGUAAACGUCCCUGCUGCUGCGCCUGCACCAGCCCCAGCCAUGAACGCGGCAAUGGCUGCUCGCCUUCGCGCCCGCGAGCUGGAGAUAGUCGAGCUCAACACCCGUCUCCGUGAGGCACGCCGUACGGCCACCAACAACGUCGUGGAAGGGGAUGCUGACAUCCAAGGUCAGCGCAACACGGCGCCAGCCACCAGCCGCCAGCGCAACAGGGCGCCAGCAACGACUCGCCAGCGCGAGAGCAACCCGACUGUCGACCAACGUGGCGCGGAGCCGCAGCAUGAGCGCGUGCGCACACCAUUCGUGGCCCAGGCCCUCGCUAGGGAGAUUGCAAUCGUGCGUGGCAGGCAUGGCCCUCCUACCGAGCAGCUGGUGAUAUGGGCGGACAAUCUCGAAAUCGCGAACAAGGUCAUCCCUGGGCUCUUGAAUGGCCUGAAGGACGCAGUUGGGGAGGGGAUUGUGCUGCUCGUUUACGCCACGCGUGUUGGGCGCAUGUCAUUCUGGCCGUCCCCGCUACUCAUCGAAGCCACGAUGGCUCGUGCUCUUCGACUCCGCACAAGGGCACAGCGUCAACAGCUUCACCUAGUGUGGACCAACGACGCGUCUCGGUCGGGGUGGUUCAUUCGCAAGAUGCAGGUGUUUCGUAACACUCGCUGGGAGCAGGGAAGGGCGUAUGUCUACGUACUCAACGGGUUGCCCUACGAACCCCCGGCCUUCUCUCGGGUGGCGGUGCCUGCGGACAUGGCUGCUAACGGGGUCCCACAAGUCUCCCGCCAGGACUUCGUAGGCCGUCAUCGCGCAGGUAGUAACUACUACGUGACGUACGCAGCUGCUAACAUCGCGCGUUUUGGGGUAUCUGAUGGGCCUGGCACGUUUCAGCUGCUCGCAUGGCAUGUUCACAACGGCCUACCCUUCGCGGCCGACUCAUUUGAGAGGGGUAUCUACAAGUCUUUCCGCCGCGCCAGCCCUCCCCCUCUCGUCCUGCGGACCUAUGUCAUAGCCUUCUGGCUUUACGGGGUGGAGUAUCCGCUGAUCAACGGCACACAGAUGCCACGGUCGGCGCCGCGGAACGAGGAGGCGGUGCGCUGGUACCACGAUCGCGUGGUCGAGUGGGCCCGUCGGAGCAUUAUGGCGAGCACUGCGGCUACUGGGCCGUGGUGGGACCCUAAUGCCCGUGCGUGGGCAUUUCGCCAGGGCAGCUCUGUCAUUAUCUCCGAGGACGGGCUGGAGGACAUUUCACCGCUGGCUCCACCCCUUCACCCGUUUCCGGCCCCCGCGGUCGCAGAUGAUGGCGACAAUGACGAGCCCGAUACCUAG
Closterium sp. NIES-65 is the source of this 1626-nucleotide messenger RNA. The record is from the annotation of a GenBank genome assembly. NCBI's taxonomy places the organism in Eukaryota, Viridiplantae, Streptophyta, Zygnematophyceae, Desmidiales, Closteriaceae.